GUUCCUGUUUUAUGGAGGAUGAAAAGAUAAGGAACAGAAUAAAAGUAGUAGUUGUUGGAGCCUUCGCUGAGAGAGAAGAGAAGCUGCAGCAGCAGGUCAUCGUCUCUAACGUCUCCAUCAUGAAGCUCCUGAUGCUGUGUGCACUUCUCUGCGUCGUGGCUUUGACCAGAGCUGCUGAAAUAGGUGCAGACAAACAAGUGCAACAAAAUGAUGAAGAUGUGUCUCAGCUGGAGAAGAGGACUACUUUCCGCUGUUCCAGUGGAUGGACCAAGUACAGUGGACGAUGUUUCCACUUUGUACCACGACCUUUGACUUGGGGUCAAGCUGAGAAAAACUGUCAGGCCAUGGGUGGACAUCUGGCGUCCCUGAAAAACAAGGAGGAGUACUUCUGGGUCCAGCACUUCAUAAAUUAUUAUACUCACACAUCUCCACUAACAUGGAUCGGAGGCUCCAGCCGUGCAGGGGACACCACUUGGUUGUGGAGUGAUGGAAACAGCUUCAGCUUCACCUUCUGGUGUCAAGGAGAACCAAACUAUCCUGAUACACAGCACUGCUUGCAAAUGAAUGAUUCAGACAAAAAAUGCUGGGAUAAUUUUCAGUGCAACGCACGACUUCCAUCUGUCUGCGUCAAUGAUCCAGUCACAUUUCAAAAGUUCCACGGCUGAAACAAAGACAUGCUUUAAAAAAGCAGCCACGACUGAUGCAUUUCUUUUUUUCUUCCUUUUUAGCUCCAGGAACAAAGAGACGUGAACGUAGGAGCUGCUUUGUUCCUGGUGGUUUCAUUAGAACAGCUUCAUUAUCUUCUGCUAUUCUGUCUGAAGCAAAAUUAAAAACUUUAAGCAUUGAAA
Betta splendens (Siamese fighting fish) is the source of this 848-nucleotide messenger RNA. Its product is annotated as type-2 ice-structuring protein-like. Gene Ontology annotation, molecular function: signaling receptor activity. Lineage: Eukaryota; Metazoa; Chordata; Actinopteri; Anabantiformes; Osphronemidae. Bases 12 to 665 code for a protein of 217 amino acids. The record is from RefSeq and is a predicted model, not a curated record. The transcript has 7 exons.